Penaeus chinensis is the source of this 5177-nucleotide messenger RNA. Its product is annotated as follistatin-related protein 5-like. NCBI's taxonomy places the organism in Eukaryota, Metazoa, Arthropoda, Malacostraca, Decapoda, Penaeidae. Gene Ontology annotation, molecular function: axon guidance receptor activity; protein binding. Gene Ontology annotation, biological process: homophilic cell-cell adhesion; synapse organization. Gene Ontology annotation, cellular component: plasma membrane; axon; neuronal cell body. The record is from RefSeq and is a predicted model, not a curated record.
AUGGCAAGUUCUUCGUCAUUCUCCCUGGCCAUCGUAACUCGGACGUUCUCGCAAACCCUCGCAAGUUCUCGCACAUUCUCACAAACCCUCUCAUAUUCUCGCAGACUCAACCAAAAUUUCCCCUACUCCUGUCAGGUGCCUCAAUUUCUCACAAAUUCUCACGAAAUCUGCCCCUGUUCUUGCAAAUCCGCGCCCGUUCUCACCGAAUCUCGCAAAUUCUCGCAGGAUCUCCCCCUGUCAUUCACGCUUUCUCGCCGCCUCCCGCCAACCGAACUCUCGCUCGAUCCCGCAGAACCUCGCAAGUUCUCGCACGAUCUCCCGGGACCUAUCACACGUUCUCGCAAUCUCUCGCGGACCCUCGCCCUUUCUCGCGAGCCCAACCCCAUGACCUCCCGCCCGCCCGCUCUCGCAGUCCCCCCUCACUAUCACCAUGCGGAAAGGGGGGUGCUCCGAAAGAGACUGGGUUGGCCUCAGUUCUCCAGUUUAACCAACAACAACGGCGCCUCGGUCUCGCAGGCCGAGGAGGUGAGCCGCCUGGCCGAGGAGUGCUCGCUCGUCGACAUGCUCCGCUACGACGACCCCAACGACGACGGCCACCUAAGCCUCAACGAGUUCUAUACGGCCUUCACCGUGCCCACAGUGCAGGUCACUCCCCACAUCCAGAGUUUACGCCCGGGCGAGGAGGCCAUCAUGAACUGCCGGGCCACUGGAGAACCCUUCCCAAAGGUGGAGUGGCUCAAGAACGACGAGCCGCUGCGAGUGGACAUCCCACACAAGUACGAGGUGGUCGGCAACGGCACGCAGCUCCGGGUACGCAACAUCGGCUACGCAGACACGGGCGCCUACAUGUGCCAGGCGACCAGCGUGGGGGGCAUGGCCAGGGACAUCAGCUCGCUCGUCGUGCAGGAGAACCCGGCGCCCACCGGAGAGCAGCAGGAGAGCCGCGUGUUCGUCUACCACGACUGGGGCAUCGCCGUCUACGAGCCGGACGAGUGCCGCCUCUUCCACGUCAUCCAGGGCACUGACGUCAUCCCAGGCACUCAGGAGUACGUCUGCGGAGACAAAGGCACCAACUGCUCGUGGGGGCGCGCUAUUAACGUGGCCGAGAGAUACAUCUACGUCACGCAGCCCAGGAGAGACAGGGUCCUCGUUGUCUCCGUUCAGCAGAUGGUCGUCGUUGAUGUAAUUGUUACUGACCAGUAUCCUGUCGACUUGUCCUACGUCCCCAACCUCGACCAGGUCUGGGUUCUCAACUGGCGCUCCACCAAAGACGAAGGAGUCAAAACCAUACAGGUCAUUCGGGACGCCUCGCAGAAGAAGAAGCACCACACAGUUCACCCUGAGCCGAUUGAUGGACAUUUUGACCUUGUGAAGGACCUGUUCGUUCCACCAACUCAGGACCUCGGCCACGACUUCCGCUACGCCUACGUCACCCACACCAACCAGCGAGGUCUGUACAAGCUCGACCUGGCCAACAUGAAAUACGUGAAGACCGUCGACCUCACUCCAUACAACUGCGUUCCUCAGCAUCUCGUGUUUUCGUCGCUCCACGGCCUAGUGGUCAUGGACUGCCAGGAGCCCGUGACCGGCCGGCGCACGGGUCAGCUGGUCCUGGACUACCUCACCGACGCCGUUCUCAGCCACAAGACCAACCUCAUGGGUCGUCCUCAUGUCGUCCCCGAUUCCUCGCUUGUCGUCACGGUCGAUACGCUCUACCACGUGAAGAUUGUCGUUCAGAAAGUCACAGAUCACGGACUGGAAUAUGUGUAUGACGUCAUCACAACUCUGAAUGUGAGUGAUGUGACCUUCUUCCCCUCACGUCUGACACACAGCUAUGACCUGUAUGCUGCGUCCACAGACAAGGAUGACAUUUUCUUCCUCGAACUGCACACAGGCAAAGUCGAGAUGAUCACGGGCGUGGGCAAGGCGAUGCCCCCCGAGCUGGCCGAGUGGAGCAACACCAACCGCGCCAUCGUCUCCGCCGGCGUCUUCGGCCACUACAUGGUCUCCCCUUCAGAAGCCGCCAUCUUCGUGAUCAACGGCGAGACACGCACGGUCAACUGCGAGAUCGGCUCGCUGGUGCACCCCCGCCUGGCCGUGUGGGUGACGAAGAAGUAUAUCUAAGGGAGAAGUGAAGGGAAGGAAGGAAGGAAGGGACGAGGGUUUGUACGAAGGAGAGAGAGAAAGAGAGAGCGAGAAUGGAAGGAGAGAAAAUAAUAGAGAGAAGGAGAAAGAUAAAGAAGAGUGUCAGGGAAAUAAAGAGAAGAGAGAAAAAGAAAGAAGAGAAGGGUAUGGAAAGACAGUGGAGAUAAAAAAAAAAAAAAAAAAAAAAAAAACGUAUGAAUUUCCUUUGUGCUUUUAUUCAUACGAAAGACCGUCUCUGUACAAGGAACACCGAGACACUGAUUCAUCAACUGCAUGUACAGACUUCAAAGAAAAAAACCCUGAAAAUAAAGCUCACGACGCAGCUCAAACCCUCCCUCUUUAGGCAGUAAAUCCUAUAAGGACCCUUACUUAAAAGUAUCAGUAUAAGGAAGAAAAACAACGUUCUAUAUGAUUGUUACUAUUUAUUCACUUAUUUAUUUAGAGAAUGUUCUUUAUUCAUGUAUUUUGGUCGUAGACAUACCCAUAGAAGAGGAGGGGAGUAUGAUAUUCAAGACAUAUCUUUCUAAUGUAAUAUAAUCAGUAGUCUCUUUAUUUAUUUAGUUUCUGUUUAUUCAUUAUUAUUAUUUUCAACAUUCCACCUGUUGGUAAUCAAGAACGGGUAUGUCGGAUCAGGUAAAUUAAUCACGUGACCUAGGCAGUGGUAAUUAGCGUAUAUAAUAAAUCACUGGUGAUCUCAUUAAUCUAUUCUACUUAGAGAGAACAUUAUAAAAGGAAAAACAACUGUGUUCUUUUUAUUAUUAGUUUUAAAUAAGUAUUUAUAGAGAUUAUUUAAUGAUUCGACUUUUCACAAGUGGGGGAAUAUAUAUCAUCUAGUUCUCGUAACUCAAAAAUCGAAAAGAAAACAAGAAAAAAAGAAAGAAACUAGGAUAAGACUCAGAAUAGAAGUGAAUGUAAACACACUAUCAUGCAAGCUUGCAAACAUGUGCAAUAGCAGUCACGUAGCGGUGUUGCAAAGGCAUAACUAGAAGAUGUUGAACAAUUUAAAUGCUCCGUGUAUCACUUCCAUUAUUCAUAAAAAAAAUACUUUCUUUUUUUAAAGCACUAUGCUUCAUGGUAACAAAAGUACUAGUCAUAAAGAUAAUAAUGAUUGGCAAAUCCUUUUUUUUUUUUUCAUCGGGGAUUCAUUAACGUGUAGAAGAAAAGGUAAUCCAUUUAAAUCUACUAAGCUCUUACAAUGAAACUGACCAGGAUGGGGAGAAUCAUUCUUUAUUUCUUUUUAUUUUGAUCAUUAUUCUUUGCUAGAUUUUGAUACUAAUUAACAAAAAACUACAACAAGAAUACUAUAUGUAUUUGUUAUUAUACAUAUCUUCCCAGAAUGAAAUGAAUAAUUUAAUCUGAUUGCUUUGCUUAACAUAUCUAAUCACUGGUUCUUGAGGUCCUAUACCAACCGUGAAAAAAAAUCAAUUUUAAUAAUGCUUAUCAGUAUUUGAGUUCAAUGAUGCCCACUCCUGAUCAGUUCUCGGUAAACAUUACACAUAAAGUUAAUAUGUGCCACAGUUAGCUUAGCCUUGCACUUUUGCACAAACAAAAAAACAGGAGAUGAACAAAAUUUGUUUUUCAUUUUUUUCUGAUUAUCCUUUAAAUAAAAGAUAAAUAAUCUAGUCAUAUUAUUCAUGGUCUUUAGAAUAAGAGCUACUACUACUGACACAUUCCCUCCACAUGCGUGUAGAACAAGGAGAGCUCGGCGGCGUAAGGGAGGAAGCAAGCAAGCAGGAAGCAAACUGAGAGUCGAUUUCUCUCCCCCCUCCCCGCCCCCACCCAUGAUUUUGAACUCGUCUCAUUUCAUGAAUUCUCAAGCUUUAUUCGGGGAUUUUCACCUGUAGAAUUUGUUGGGAGUUUCUCGUCUGUAGAAUGUAUGGGGGGUUUAUUACCUGUAGAAUUUAUGGGGGUUUCUCACCUGUAGAAUUUUAUGAGGGGUUGCCACCUGUAGAUUUUACGGAGGGUUUCUUACCUGUGGAAAUUACGGUAUUCUGACCUGCAGACUUUUAGGAUUUCUCACCUGUAGAAUUUAUUGGGAUUUUCCCACCUGUAGAUAUUGUGGGGGGUUGCCACCUGUGGAAUUUAUGGGAUUCUAACCCGUAAACUUAACGGGGUUUCUUACCUGCGCACUCUAUAGGACUUCCCACAUGCAGAGAAAGUAACAAUACAAGGAUCCUCAUCCCCAGCCUUGUCCUAUCCUCCUUGCGCGAAUAAUGAAUGCAAAGUUCUCGGACGAUCCGUUGCGCAGAACAACCCUUGAGUCAACAACCUGUACUUCUUGCAUGUGCUAUUUUUGUAAAGAAGGAACAAUGACCAGCUAAUCAAAAUUUCCUCCUUUUUUGACCCGCGAGAGACAAGUGGCAGCGUCUUGAAGGUAAAGCUUGGGGUUCCUGAGGUGUUAUGGGCUUCUGUCAACACAACACAACACACUCGAUGACAUGGAGGAUUUGCAAGAGGGAGUGAGACCGGCAUUUCCGUGGCCAAGAAAGAAAGAAAGAGAGAAAGAGAAAACAGAAGACAAAGAAAGAAUAAACCUGUAUUCCUUUCCCCUUUGUCUACCACUAUCUCCCCCUCCCCCUCCCCCUACACCUCAUGCUCCCACCAUAUAGCUUAGGUGUAAAGUCUAUAUUAACAAAGGAUAGCAUUCGACCCUCUCUGUGCCCCGCUAGUGCUGAGCUCACUGCCUCUUUCACGAAUAGAAUAAACCUUAAACCUGUUUAUUGCCUUACAAAUACAGGCUUGUGUUUGUAUGUAACUACAUCUUGUAUAUUGAUGUCUGUAUUAAAGAAGAAAAUGUAAUUCAUUGACUAGUGUGGAGUAGCUUGAGUAUUUUAAGGGAUAUUAGUGUAAGGAUAGUUGCAUUACGGUAUAUUGUAAUCUCAUCUGGAGAGGAAAAAAAGAUCCAUUGUGUAUAUGUACUCAAUUGCUGUUUCGGAAUAGUUUAGGAUAAAGCAUUAAGUAUAAAUGUAAAUAAUAACAAUCCCCUUUCUAAAUGUAGCUUCUGCCUUCCAAAAUUAAACUUUUAGAUUGUA